ACAAAAUCCUCUCCUCUCUUCCCCCAGUUCCCACAAACAACGGUCACAACUGAACUUGAAUCCCAAAAUAUCCCUUCUUUACUGGAUAAGGCUCCCUCAGUGGCUUUCGGACAUUUGAUAAAGAUGGAAAUAGGAUCUGCCAGGUGUUGUCUUAACAAGAAAGUUUCAUGGUCUUCAUGGAACUUUAGAACAUUAGAUUGGGAUAAAAGCCAUAAUGUUCCAUAUAAUUUGGCUCCAUGGAAUUUGAGGACAAGCUAUGAAAGGUUAUCUCAUUCACAUUUAUCUUCUGCUAAAAAGGAUCUUAAGAGCCAUGGUUUCUGGAAAACGUAUUCUGCACCUGUUGGUUUGGAAGAAUCUUCCUCACUGUCAGAAGAUGCUUCUACUGAUGGCGAAAAUUCUUCAGUGGAUCCACCACAGCAGCUUCUUGAUCAGCCGAUGGGCAGUGAUGAGCUGAAGGCACUGCUAGCUGAUUCUGAAAGAACAAAGCUCGUGAAAAAACUAAGUGAAGCUAACCAACAAAAUCGAUUCCUCAAAAGACAGCUAUAUGCCAAGGAUAAUUCUCUGGUUAACUUCAAAAGCGAACUUGCAGUCAUGGAACUAGAAAUUCAGGCUUUAGUCUCAUUGGCAGAAGAAAUUGCUAAAUCUGGCAUUCCUGAAGGUUCAAGAAAGAUCAAUGGGAAAUAUAUUCAAUCUCAUCUUCUUGCACGCUUAGAAGCCGUUCAUGAGAAAUUGAAGGAGCAGAUAAAAGAUGUAGAAGCUGCACAGUCCAAGGAGGUUCCACUGUUCUGGUGUGGCAUGGCAGAGGUAACUACUAAAGAAAGUGCCUUCAUGCUUGCUUGUAAAGCAAAUGAUAAGAUCAGCUUGCUUAUAUCAUGAGGUGUGGUGUUUAAUAACAAAGGCGGUUAUGAUUAUGAGGUGCAUAUUCUGAUUAGCUUAGCAACAGAUUCUGUCGCAAAAUGGAUAUCUUUAGUUCUUGUGUUUAUGUUGGUUUCCUUCUGUCUUUCCUUGUGGUAUAUCCAAUAAAACAUUGAGGACCUUAUAUGCCUAUAUGUUUUGGUAUUCUAUCAGAGUGUACAAGUGAUGGGCUCUUUUGAUGGGUGGAGUCAAGGAGAACACUUAUCACCAGAAUACACCGGUUCCUUUCCUAGGUUUUCAACAACAUUAAUGCUUAGGCCUGGAAGGUACCAUUC
Molecule: messenger RNA, 1190 nt
Organism: Rubroshorea leprosula
Lineage: Eukaryota; Viridiplantae; Streptophyta; Magnoliopsida; Malvales; Dipterocarpaceae
Source: the annotation of a GenBank genome assembly